Dissoconium aciculare CBS 342.82 is the source of this 957-nucleotide messenger RNA. RefSeq names its product Molybdopterin binding protein. The transcript is spliced from 2 exons. The record is from RefSeq and is a predicted model, not a curated record. Bases 1 to 957 code for a protein of 318 amino acids. NCBI's taxonomy places the organism in Eukaryota, Fungi, Ascomycota, Dothideomycetes, Mycosphaerellales, Dissoconiaceae.
AUGUUCGCUCGCGUCAACCAAGUCACUCGACAUCUCUCUCGUCCAACACUACGCACCGGCGGACAGUUGUUGACGUCACGAUCGACAAUGGCGGCUCCAGGUGGUAAAAAACAGAUCCACACGGCGGGCAUCAUCAUCAUCGGCGACGAAGUUCUCGGCGGCAAGACCGUGGAUACCAACUCAGCAUGGUUCGCCAAAUACUGCUUCUCGAUGGGGAUCAACCUCAAGCGUGUCGAAGUCAUCGCCGAUGAUGAGGCCGAGAUCAUCGAGGCGACGCGGCGGAUGAGCAACAACUAUGACUUCGUCGUCACCUCGGGCGGCAUCGGACCCACCCACGACGACAUCACCUACCAAUCCAUCGCCCGCGCGUUCAACUUGCCAUUGGUCCUCCACGAGAAGUCCCUGGAGCGGAUGAAGCGCAUCUCCAAGCCACGGCCCGGGCAGGAGGCGUUCUCGUGGGACGUGGACUCGCCCGCGCGGCGGGCCAAGAUGCGCAUGAUUGAGCUACCGUACGACAAGGAGGUGCCGGACGAGGACCAGGUGAUCUUCACGUCCGAGGAGCUCUGGGUGCCCGUCAGCUGCGUGAACUCGAACGUGCACAUCCUCCCGGGGAUCCCGCGGCUCUUCGAGGCCAUGCUCACGGGCCUCAAGCCGCGCAUCCUCCCCCGGCUCGUCGACCCCGAGGGCAAAGGCGUGCACCGCAUCAUCUUCAGCACGCCCCUCCCGGAGAGCGAGGUCGCGGAAUACCUCACCCAGCUCUCCGCCAAGGUCGCCGACAAGGGCGUCAAGGUCGGAAGUUACCCCCGAUGGGGCAAAUCGCACAACUCGGUGACCCUGGUGGGCAAGGACCGGGAGUAUAUGGAGUCGUUGGUGGAUGAGGUUGCGAAGGGGGUCAAGGGCCGUCGGGUCCAGAAGGAAGGUGAGGAUGACGACGACGGAAGCGACAAGGAUGCUUAG